Ostreococcus tauri is the source of this 1071-nucleotide messenger RNA. Its product is annotated as unnamed product. The record is from RefSeq and is a predicted model, not a curated record. Lineage: Eukaryota; Viridiplantae; Chlorophyta; Mamiellophyceae; Mamiellales; Bathycoccaceae. Bases 1 to 1071 code for a protein of 356 amino acids. The transcript has a single exon.
AUGCCGACGACGACGCGGGCGAUGCGAUCGCGCGCGCGCGCGCCCGCGCGAUCGGACUCGCGCGCGCGGGUGCGAGAGACGUCGAGCGCGAAGGAAGGGUCGGGGCCGACGCGCGGGCGCGAGGACGGCGGGCGGCGCGCGGGCGCUUCGCGCGGGCGAGGGAGGGAUCGGGCGAUUCGACGGGCGUCGUUGGUGAACGCGGCGUUCGCUGUGGUGCUCGCGGGAUGUUUCUCGCCGAUAGGGUUGGGGUUGGGAGGAUGGCGCUCGGACGAGCUCUUCGACCUGGCGGGCGACGAACCGCAGAUGGAAUUCUUCUCGAUAUCGUCUUGGAUCGGGCUAACACACCUUCGGGAGUUCGUGGAAACUAUUUUCAUUAUGUGGGUGGGGGACGAGGCGGCGAACGCGCGUUGGGCGAUGCGAGGGGAGGGUAUGAACUUUGUGCGGGUCGGUUUGCUCGUGCUCGAGGGGCGAUCCGUCGCGGGGACGGCAAAGUUGAAGUCUGUGUACAGAUACAUCGCGCUCGGUGCGAGCGCGGUGAUUGGGAUGUUGUAUCGAACGGCGUUGAGUGGGACGAGUCCAGCAGCGCGGCGAUUGCCGAUGCUACGAUUGUACAAUUCCGCGCACAACGUUCUUCUCUUGAGCUGGGCGAUGCUCGUGUUGUACGCGUGCACAUUCAUCUUUCAUGACGAUCCAGUGCAACUCUACUACCUGAAGAAAGGAACUCGUGUGGAGGCGGCGAUGCAGAACUGGAUGCUCGUGGGCAUCACGACGUGCAUUAUGAGCGUACAAACAGCGUUGACGUCGCUUUCCACGGUGAUGCAGGCAAAGUACUGCUUGUUACACGUAUUCAUCGAAUCCGUCGCGCUGGUACAGAUGCUCUGGCAAGAACUGAGCCUGGGUCUGUUCACGGCGGGCAUCGUCGAGGGGCAAAUAUUCAAUCAUCUGUUCAUUAAGCUCACGCUCGUGAUACCACUCAUUUACGGAUACCUAUCAGACAGGAAUCGCUGCAACUCUCCACUUAAUUCUCUGUCUGGUUCUCUCGGGAGCGCGGGAAGCCGCAGGCGAGCGUGA